This is a messenger RNA of Tripterygium wilfordii, 656 nucleotides long. Its product is annotated as sm-like protein LSM2. Gene Ontology annotation, molecular function: RNA binding. Lineage: Eukaryota; Viridiplantae; Streptophyta; Magnoliopsida; Celastrales; Celastraceae. Bases 159 to 440 code for a protein of 93 amino acids. The record is from RefSeq and is a predicted model, not a curated record. Gene Ontology annotation, biological process: mRNA splicing, via spliceosome. Gene Ontology annotation, cellular component: P-body; catalytic step 2 spliceosome; U6 snRNP. The transcript is spliced from 3 exons.
GUUAUUUGAAAUUAGGGCACCGAGUCCAUCUUUUUAAUAGCGAGAAUUUUUCUUGUUUUCAGACGGUGAGUGUUGUCAGAUAUUCAUAUCCUUCACUCGACUUGAGAGUUGAGACUUGAAGUCGAAGCAGCACAAACUCACUCGCAAACUGAGAAACCAUGUUGUUCUUCUCGUAUUUCAAGGACUUGGUGGGUAGAGAAGUGACUGUAGAGCUGAAGAACGAUUUGGCAAUCAGGGGGACCCUUCACUCGGUGGAUCAGUACCUCAACAUCAAGCUCGAGAACACGAGGGUUGUUGAUCAAGACAAGUAUCCUCACAUGCUUUCAGUAAGAAACUGUUUCAUCAGAGGUUCAGUGGUGAGAUACGUUCAGCUCCCUCCCGAUGGUGUCGACAUCGAACUGCUCCAUGAUGCCACGAGAAGAGAAGCUCGGGGUAGCUGAAAUUCAUUGGUUUUGAACUAUCAGUGUACUUUUACAUGAAUAUCUAUCUGAUCUUGGAUACUGUGGAUGUUAUAGCUUUCAGGUCCAAAAUGACUUUUCUUGACUUUCAAAUGGGAUUUGAGUUUCCCAUGCAUUGGGUCCAUGAUAGCAUAAAUUUCAUAAUAUGUAUCUUGAUUUGGUCUGGGAAUAUGCAGAAAUAUUUGUUGACAAAAACAA